Molecule: messenger RNA, 418 nt
Organism: Lolium rigidum
Lineage: Eukaryota; Viridiplantae; Streptophyta; Magnoliopsida; Poales; Poaceae
Exons: 5
Coding region: 59-418 (119 amino acids)
Source: RefSeq, a predicted model, not a curated record
ACUCGCUGCCCGCGUCGCGCGUGUGGCUUACGAGGGUUGCUGCACGCCGGCGUGGACGAUGCCCGUCGCCCUUCUCCAGCGGCUGCAACUAGAUGAGCGGAUGGACAAAUCGGCGGAGAAUUCUCGGACCAGCACGCCCGACGGUCCAACAGCUUCGCGGACAAGUCCUUCAAGUGUUGGCGAUGAACGACUCGGUCGCCAGCAGCCUGCCGCUGCUGAUGUCGCGGGCGGCGCCCUGCUGCUUGGCCAGGACUUGCUUGAGCAGUCGGUUGCUUUUAUGAAUAUUUGCUUGGGCAGAGAUGGUUUGUUUUGCUGUAUUAUCGUGAUGUUGAGCAUAAGCACGGCGAGUCUUUGUUGGGGCGCGCAGGAGGCCACGGGCGGCGGUGGGGGUUGUGUAAUACUAUUUCAUGUCUUGUAA